UUAGUUGAUUUUGAGUCAAUACUAAAAGCAAGUGCCUUGCAUAGGCGAAGAUGUACAGAAGAAUCGCCAGCAGCCAGGAGUAGAUUAUGAAGAACUUGAAGCACCAAAAGACGGAAGAUUAACUAUUAAGGACAAUUUUUGUGCUGUAAUCGUAACUUUAAUUUCAUGACAAAAGAGUUGUCAGUCUUGUUAAAAUUAUUUAGUCAUUGAAUGUUUUGCCCGAUUCCAGUUACCUGAGUGAAACACGAAGAAUUGUAAAGCGAUCGCACGGAUUCCUCAAGUUGGCCAAACAGAAGUUUCUGUUUGUGCACUUUUUUGCUUGUCGGGUGGCCGAGGAAACCGGCCAGUACAGGUUGGAUCACUACAUGAAAGAGUCGCUGGUCGCCUACGUGAAACUGGAGCUGACCAUCAUUCAAGAUCCCGAGUAUAGCGCCGACUUUAGUGAACAGUCAGCGCUCAAAGAGCGAGUUCUCGUGCUGCUAUGGACGAUUUAUUCCAAGUACAUGUUUUACUUGACUGGCCGAUCGUGUAGAUUGGAGGUGUAUGCGAUCAUUCUGAAGUUUCUGCAUGCGGAAUUGCCGUCUAAGAUUCCGGCCUUUUUUCGCGACUUUUGCGAGGAACUCAAGAACCUCGUUGCUGGCACCUCCAUAGCGCUGCCCUACUUCUCAUCCCCAGUUCCAAUCAAAGCAGAGUCGUGCGAAAUUCCCCAGAACAUCUUCCACGAGGACCCAAACACUUCCGGCUUUAUAUUGGAUGAGCUGAAGAAGAUGCAGAAACAGGCCGAUGACCGCCGACAGAUGGAAGAGCAGACGACCUGUAUAGAGAUUGAGGACGACGACGACGACGAUGAUAAUGGCCAGGACAUAUGCAUACGGUCCAUAUCAGCUGCUCCGCCGGAGUCCAAGCCGAGAAAGGAAACGGAGUUGCGGGGGUCAAGCAGGCAUUCUAGCGAAACUCUCGAUCUCCAGUACGACACUAGAGAGUUGACCAACCGGGCCAAGGAGGUGCUGCUGCAGUUUCGGAACAUGUUCGGCAGCGAAGGGGUCUCCAUGAGCAUCAACGGCAAUGGCAAGAUCGUGAUAGGCACCACGUUGUCUCUAGAUCAGAAUAAGGGCUCAGAGGCGCUUUGGGAAACUGCCUCCAGUGCCUCAGCAGGCAACGCGCCUCUGCGACCUCAAAACUACCCACAGUAUCGACCGUGCUUCGAGGCCGUGCAAAGGUCUGAAAUCUAUCACAGAGCUAGUGUGGAGUUGGGCAGCAGCAGGGAUUUGGCAAUGUUUGCCGCUGCGAAGCCCUGCAAGGUAGUGCUGCCUAAUAGGCACGAAGUGCUACAGAGUGCGUCCUUUUUGAAUGCAGCCGAAGAACCCAUCGACUUGUCCAGGCAUGGGCUGGAAGAACCUGAAAAGGCCCAGGCAGUAGCAUUGAGUCAAAGUAAAUCUGCACCUUGGGAUGCCGAAAACGAAGCGCUGUUGAAUGGAAAUUCCUCCUGCUCGUCUGGUUCGUUGAUAGUGGACGAGGAUAAACUACUGCAGCUGGACGACGAAGAGUUUGCUGUGGAAACCGGCAGCAAAGCGCCGGCAUUGAAUAUUUUGUCGGUUAAGGUGCUGAAGCCGAACCAGGAGCCUGAUGUCGUACUUGACAGUAAGAUUGAGAGUUUGACAGCCAACCCUGAUGAGGCACUGGACAAUUCGGCUGAGAAUUUGAUUGCCAACACUAAUGAGACACUUGUCAAUGCGGUUGAGAGUUUGACAGCCAAUCCUAAUGAGGCACUUGACAAUACGGCUGAGAGUUUGAGAUCCAACCCUAAUCAGACUCUUGGCAGUGAGGUUGAGAGUUCGACAGCCAACCCUGAUGAGGCACUGGACAAUUCGGCUGAGAGUUUGAUUGCCAACACUAAUGAGGCACUUGACAAUACGGUUGAGAGUUUGACAGCCAACCCUGACGAGGCACGGGACAAUUCGGCUAAUUUGAGUGCCAACACUAAUGAGACACUUGUCAAUACGGUUGAGAGUUUGACAGCCAACCCUAAUGAGGCACUUGAUAAUGCUGUUGACAGUUUGAGAGCCAACCCUAAUCAGACUCUUGGCAGUGAGGUUGAGAGUUUGACAGCCAACCCUGUUGAGGCAUUGGACAAUUCGUCUGAGAUUUUAAUUGCAAACCUUAAUGAGGCACUUGACAAUACGGUUGAGAGUAGUUCGACAGUCAACCCUAAUGAGAUACUGGACAAUUUGGCUGAGAGUUUGACUCGGAUUUAUAUCGAUUGUGAUUGGUCUUUAGGUCUUCUCGAUGAAGAGGAAUCGGCAAAAGAUCCGUAUGCUACCGAGGAUAAUCAAUCCGCAGAUUCCGAAGGAACAGUCGCGAAAUAUUCAGCCACAGAAACAGCUGAGGGAGCCAGUUUAGAAGCCCUGGAUAAUGUUGCUCAAACUUGGACUGGCGCUUAUGGCUAUGAGUAUAAACCAGCUGAUGAUGUCGUAACAAACCCUGGAAAGGUUGAUGAAACAGUGGAACAUCUAUUAAUGCCAGUCAAGCCAUUGGUUAAACCUUGUGAGCUCGCGGCUGGUUUCUCUGACAGCAUUUGCACUCCAGUGGAGGUGAUGAGCCCCGUUCCGAACCCGAACGGCCCAGUUCUUCUGCUAAACUUAGCGGAUGUCGCAACCGAACAGUGGUAUCAAGUGUGCAACGAGCGUAAAAGCAGCGACUGUGAGGAGGAGAGAUCUGAUUCUGAUAGGCUGAUCAUUAACACAUCGGAACCUGCAGCGCCUAUCCGAAGUCGGACAGUGAUUCGGCACAAAACCAAGGCGGAGCUGAAACAGGAAAUACCAAUCGACGAAGAAACUGAUGUGGACGAUGACCUGCCGCUUGCGUAUCGCCUUCAAACAACUGCUGGAAAGUCGCAGAAUAGAAGACGCUCGACUGCCGGUAAAAGCCCGCCAAAGUCACCGGCUCACAAAAGAGAGCUUAGCGCCGCUGCUAAGCCGCGAAAGUCCUCAGCUAAAGCGCCUGCCAUGGAGGAAGUCGCCGUGUUUUACACCUCAAAGCUGCGGUCCAGAUCCGCAAGAACUAGCAAAGAUGAGAACAUCGUUCCGGUACCCGUGAGCGAACUGCCGACGCCGGAGCGGAAAGACGAAGAAAAAGCGGUACGGUCCAGGGGGCGCCCGCGGAAGAAAUCCACUAUAAAAAGGGCGUUAGAAACCUCCGAUGAGGACAUGCGAAGUAGGCCGCCGGUGGUUUCCUUUUGCCAGCCUGCUCAGGAAGAAAAGAAACAACCUCAGCUGAGCAAAGUCGUGAGUCGACUGAAGGAGAACUUGAAAAAACCGAGCCUUGACAAUUCGGAGUUCGAACCCGCGAAGAAGCGCAAAGCGACCAAAAGGUCUUCUUCGAGCAGUGUGCGCCAUGUAACUGCCGAAACGUCCAAUUCGUCUGAGAUUGGCCGAGAGAACUGUAAAUCUGAGAAGUUCCAGAAAGGUUUGCUGCUUCAAAGCGAGAUUUCGAACGAAGUGGACGAAAAUGUCAACAGCGCGCCAGCAGAACUGGAAGCAUCGGAAAAUCUACCAGGGCCUAAAAGUGAAGACAACUCUAAGCAAGCGUUGCUGGAGCUGAAUGCAACUAAUAAACAACCUGAAGAAGCUGGCUAUUGGAGGCGGAAAUCGCCGAAGAUCCAGCGGAAGUGCAACUGCAUUCGACCACCUGUGAAGACGCUGCGACAACGGCUGAAUACCCAAAUGUGCAGCGGGAAGUUCAAUGCGAAGCUUUUGAGCCAAUUGCAAACGUCCAGGCUGGUGAAGGCCAUCGGCCAAAGGACCAGCAGCAACUUGAAGGAAGUCUGUUGCAAUUGUCAGUCAGCAAUGAAGAAGAGGUUCCGGCCAUUCAAGAAGCGAGCAAAGAAGAUGCAGCACCAAGUGAAGGCAAAGACUGUGGCAAAGUGGACGGUACCGAGGACAUUCUGUUUAUUGCCAACGAGGCCUUUCAUGUGCAAUUCAUCGAUCACAGGCUGCAAGAAGGCAAUUUGCCCGGACUAGAGCCGCUUGGAGAGAUAAAGGAGGAUUGCUCCAAUAGGAAAAGUAAACGGAAAAGGGCAAGGGAGUGGUCGAGCGGAGCGCAUUCAGCGGAGCGCGCCAAGCAAGAGAGCGGCACAGCUGAUAAGCACCAGCAGGGCCAGACGGCCGAAAAGAUCAGGAAGGCCGGAGGGUUCAGUUGGGAGCGCUGCUGGCAACAAGGGCAAGCAAAGCGCUGCAGCGCCCAAAAGCCCCAAUCCGCAGGAGGCCCCAAAGAAGGUUGAAAGCCCCCAGCCGGAACCAGCGCGGAUGGGGCUGAGUGCGAUCAAGCUCCAAGAGGAGAAAAAGCACACAGCCCCCACCAGCAAAAAGCACCGGGAGGCUGGUAAAAUCCCCAAGCGACCAAUCGCGAACGUACUGGGCGCGAUCAAGCCACCCCGAGAGGCGAAAAAACCCUCGCCCAGCAAAAAGCAUCGCGAGGCUGCGCCGCUUGCUGAAAGCCCCAAGCGGAAGCGAUCCCCGAAGGGGGCGACCACGCCGCCCCAGGAGAAGAAAAAGGCGGCCGGAGGGGCCAUUUUGGAGGAGAGGAGCAUUAAUUCCUUCGACCACUUCUCCUUCAACAUAGAUAGCGGAUUGAGUUCCGCCGAUCAUGACAAGAACUCCAGCUUUGCGACGUCGAGCGUGCAGGAUCCUGAGCAGGUUUAUGAGGCAUUAGCCGAUCCGGCCAUUGCUUCGAGCCUGGUCAGCAUCCAGCAGCCCAGCCUGCUGGACGCCAACGGGGUGAAGCAGGAGUGUGCAUCUAUCGAGCCCUGCGUGAACGGGCUGGCCCUGGGGGCCCAGGAGAGCGACUCCUGGAUCUUCGGGAACAGUGCGACCGAGCCCAUCCUGGUGCCUACCAGCAACAACCUGCCGGUGGCUGCCGGCAGCAACGUGGGCGACUAUUCUGGAUGGCAGUCCUUUGCCGAGAGGCUGGACAACAUUGGCGAAGCCGGCCUGCUGGACACGGACGCGAUCAAGCAGAAGUACGUGUCGCUUGAGAUCAGCUCGACCGCCUGCAAUGGACAAUUCAAAGGGACGGUCUCGGACAGUCACAAUUUCCCGUCGCUGGACGAGCGGUAUGCCUGGAACUCCACCGCCAACCUGGACGACUAUUCUGUGUGGCCGUCUUUGGACAUGCUCUAUUCCUCGAACGCGUCGAUCAACGAACUGCUGGCUCACGUGAUGGAGACUGAAACGCAGCCCAGUCGUGAGUGCGACGAGUCGGCAAGCCGGCAGUUGAAUGGCAGCGUCGGCCGCAUGAGCCCAUUAAGGUGACCCCGGAGAUAAAGCGGGAGUCGUCCAGACGGGCGGCCCGCAAAUUGGAAGAAGCGCUGAAGAUAGAGACGAGCGCGAAGAAGGACAAGAUGAAGAGGUUCGACAAGGCGAAGCCCAAGCCGACCAAUAAUGGGCAUUUGAAAGCCAACAAUUUUAGUCAACAAAGUUCAACGGUGUUCUCCAAUGGCGAGCGCCCGCGAAAGCGCCAUGUGUAUGCUCCAAUCAUACGCAGGAUAGAGAUGAAGGAUAUACAGGAUGGGAGGUUUGAUGCGGUGAAGAACUUGCCGACGAAUUCUAUCUUUAAGUCGAAAAGCAGCCUGUCCAAUAGCGGAAGGCCCGCUGUGUUUAAAGGGGGCCGUUACGACUUCACGGACACUUCGGAAGAUACAACUGUGCGCUACGACUGACAAAGCGACUGGAUAACGUUGGUGGGACUUCCAGUUGUGUCCGGUCCAAACGCGCCAGUGUUCACCUGGGGCAAACCGGGCGAAACCCGAUGAAACUGUGCGAGACACCAAAAACAUGUAUGUAAAUUAAGCUAGCGAAUAAUUGAACAGAUACGUAGUAGUGAUAGAUUAGAAAUGAAUUAAGUGAAAAUGGGAGCUUCUUGCUCUGGAUGCUGAGCGUCCCGUAAUUGAUUAGUUAAAUUAUUUUUGUGCAAAUAGUGCGCGCGUCUUUUUACUGUAAAUAGUUGCAUGUUAUUUCUAUAAGAUCCUUUGUACAGAAGUCUGAUGUGUCUUUAUAUCAGUUGGUAGUGCUCUGGAUGUUAAUUUUCGGCUAUUGAGCGCCCGUCGGCUGCAAACCUGUACAUUUUAUACAGCGACAAUUGGAGGUGUUUUUUGCACUUUAACGCAUUUGCUUUUAUGGUUUUGUAAUAUUUAUAUAAAUUGAAUAAAUAUUUUCAAUAGUUAA
Messenger RNA from Dendroctonus ponderosae (mountain pine beetle), 6221 nucleotides. RefSeq lists its product as uncharacterized. NCBI's taxonomy places the organism in Eukaryota, Metazoa, Arthropoda, Insecta, Coleoptera, Curculionidae. The record is from RefSeq and is a predicted model, not a curated record.